Messenger RNA from Hypomesus transpacificus, 1146 nucleotides. RefSeq names its product phenazine biosynthesis-like domain-containing protein 1. Bases 335 to 1075 code for a protein of 246 amino acids. The record is from RefSeq and is a predicted model, not a curated record. Gene Ontology annotation, biological process: biosynthetic process. The transcript has 9 exons. Gene Ontology annotation, molecular function: isomerase activity. Gene Ontology annotation, cellular component: cytoplasm. NCBI's taxonomy places the organism in Eukaryota, Metazoa, Chordata, Actinopteri, Osmeriformes, Osmeridae.
CGAAACACUUCCGUAUUCGGCGCGUAAUGACGAGUACGCUGGGCUACAUAAACAGUCUUUGAUAUAUUUUUUUGCUUUAUCGACCAGUUUCAAAAAGGUCUUGCUACGUUAUGGAGAUUCCAGUAUUCACUGUUGAUUCCUUUACGAACGAACCUUUCAAAGGCAAUCCUGCAGCCGUUUGCCCUCUUACUCAGGCAAUAUGUUUUAUAAUAUAUAACUAUUGCAUGCAGGCUAUUCCAAGCCAUUUGGUUAAUUAUUUCUUCCAAAACUGUUGCAUGGCAUAGCCUAUCCUACUGAGCUGCAGGAUGAGGUCUACCAGAAGAUAGCUGCUGAGAUGAACCUGUCUGAGACAGCCUUCAUUACACGGCUUCACCCAACCGAUGACUUCACCUCAGGAGCACGCUUUCGCCUGCGAUGGUUCACCCCUGCCAGUGAGGUUCCCCUGUGUGGUCACGCCACCCUGGCCUCCGCUGCCGUGCUCUUCUAUAAGAAAAAGAACAGUAAUUCUAUGGUGGUGUUUGAGACUUUGAGUGGAGAACUGUAUGUUCGCCAGCAGAGAGAUUUACUAGUCAUGGACUUCCCCCUCGAACAACCCAUACCUCAGGUGGCCGAGGAUUUUAAAGACCUUAUUAAAGCCACGGUGGGAGACCACCCAGUUCAAGAAGUGUUUUUCUGUACCACCAUCAAAGAAAUACUAGUUUGUCUCGAUGAUACCUGCGACAGGUCAGUGCUGACCAGCCUGCAGCCAAACCACACAGCCCUGUUAGCUAGUGAGAGCAGUGGAAAGGUAAUGGGAGUCACAGUCACAGUGCGUGGAGACCCCGAGUGCCAGGCUGGUUAUGACUUCUUCUCCAGAAACUUUGCCCCCUGGUAUGGAAUCCCUGAGGACCCCGUCACUGGCUCUUCGCACACUUUCCUGGCAAGUUACUGGUCUGCAAAACUGGGCAAAAAGAAAAUGCUGGCGUAUCAGUGCUCAAGUCGUGGCGGGGAGUUGCGGUUGGAAGUGAGGGACGAUGGAAGAGUGGACAUCGCUGGCCAGGCUGUCAUGAUCCUGGAGGGAACUCUGUCUCUGUAGUUUCUCUACAUUUCCUUACAGAUUAGUCACAGGCGUGACACUGACAAUAAAAGUGAAAUGAUGAAUUCUUA